GAAAUUGGUACAGAAUUUCGAAAACAACAUGGAACAUCUACUCUUAAUGCUAGUUCUGGGCUCGAUCCUGACAGCUCAGCGAAGCUUUGUUGACACUGCUCCACUCUCCCAAGAAAUACCGAAAAACGAAGACAGAGCGUCUGAGGAGUUUCAGGAUGGCAGCGUUCAAGAACUUGAAAAUUUGAAGAAAUCCAUAGUGAAACUGGGAAAAACAUUGGACCUAAUGAAAUCUCAAGCUACCGUCUACACAGAUGUUAAUGGAGAUAGGCAGUCACAAUCUGAGAUAAAGGAGGAAGUGAAAGCAGACGGAGAAAUAUUGGGAAAAAUGAAUCAACAUAUAGAAAGGACCUUCGAGAAAGGCAAACCCAACACCAAAGUCAAAACGGAAAUAGAAAUACCGUCGCAGGGUGUUCACCAGACGCUAAUACAACCCGCCCCUGACGAAAUGACGAACAACGGGAAUAGAAGAUCACCAAUCAAUCUGAAUAUUCCGACAGACAGCGAAGGAAAUUCGAUUGAAAGGUCGGAUAGCGCGUCCGGAGUUCAAUAUUCAGCUCUCGACAUUGCGGAGUAUGUCUUCUGGACGGGAGAUGAAAAAGGCGUCACUUCGGCUAUUGAGGAGUUCCUACAAGCAGGUUUGAUGUCCCGUGAAGAGGCCAUCGGCUUUCUCCAGGAAAUCAAAUACAACUUAGAUAAUCUGAAAAGCCAUUAUACCCAACUGGGGUUGAAUUCUCUCCAGCAGCCUAAGGUUCAGGAGAUUUUACCAAAACAACAGGAUAUCAAUGAAAAAACUGAAUAUUCCGAGAAACCUGAACUCAGGAGCAAUUUCAAUAUUAACCAACUUCGUCAGAAGGCAGACAAGAAAAGGAUUGUUGAAGACACACAUUCUCUAACAGUGGAUAAAAAUAUAGGUAACGACAAAGUUAUCGAAGAUGAUUACGACGAGCUACUGGAGCGGUUACGGUUAGCAGACUUUCUUUACACAGAGUACUCAUUAGAAGAAGUUAUUUAUCAGCUGGCCAAAGUGAUGUUCACACAAAGCUUAACACGGGGCAGUGCAGAGGCUCAAGAAGCUCUUCAGAAGUUCACUAACUUCUUGGAACUCGAAGCGGCUCAGGGCCAUAUUUCGCGAGCACUUGAGAAAAAAGUUCUUGAUGUGCUGAUAGCUUCGUUAUCUGAUACUUUAACGGAACAUCCGGAACUACUGGCUGCAGCAAGGCAAAGCAUGGGACCAACAGCUUCUAACGCGCAAGGUCAAAAUUUUAUCAGAAAAAUUUUGAACUCGAACCUAGAUGAACCAUCAACCUCACGAGAUACUUAUCCCUUCAAAGAUCAAAACAAAUUAAAGCAAUUUCCCGAACUAAUGAAAAAGAACAAGAAUCUCACGAAUUAUCUUCCGUUUGAUUUCUCAAAAUACAAAUUGUAAAUGUAAAGAUUAUAUCAUAAAAAAUGAAAUAUACAGUAUAUUGAAAUAUUAA
Molecule: messenger RNA, 1478 nt
Organism: Leptinotarsa decemlineata (Colorado potato beetle)
Lineage: Eukaryota; Metazoa; Arthropoda; Insecta; Coleoptera; Chrysomelidae
Source: RefSeq, a predicted model, not a curated record